AAUCUUUGUGACAUUUGGACCUUUGUUUUGGACCUGACUUGGCCCCUUCUCUUAUCGUUGGUUGCCCCAGUUACGUAGCAUCUCCACUUCGAGCACCAUGUCGUUCCGCCCGUUGGUCGAGGGCGACUGCGGCGGAGUUAAUCCUCUCAUGCAGCUGGGCGGACAGUUCACCCGCGAUGUUGCCCACAAGGAUGAGGGUUAUGUGCAGCGGCACUUCGAGCGAGCUCCCCGUCCCGAGGACCAGUUGAUUAACGAGUUUCUGGGACAGGUUGCCGCCCCGCCGCAGUCAUUUCAGAUGGACACUCUGCUCCAGGAGAUGCGGGAUAUAAACAUUCACGGGAACCCGCAACAGCAGAUGCACUCCCAACAGGCGGAGCAGUGGGGACAGGACUUUGCACGCGGACUGGCACCCGCCCUGCCCAACAAGAUGAUCCACAUGCAGGCGCAGCAGCAGGACCUGCAGCAUGCCCAGGAGUUCUUCGACGAGCCGCUGAUUAGUAGCCAGAACUUUCGGCCUCUGCAGCGCCAACCUUUGAUGUCCAUUACGGCGGGACAGCAACAGGACCCAUUCUUUGACUCCGCCAUGGAGACUAUCAUCACAGAUCAUCUGCCACAGGCGCCACAGGGUGAAUCGCUGGACGACUGGAUCAGCGACUACCAGCGCAGCACCGAACAAAAAGAGCAAACCGCCUCCAACUUCAACGAAAAGUUCUGGGAGCGUCUGCAGGACGAGUGGCAGAAGCUGUCCGACGAGAACGAGCAUCCGUGGCUGUCGGAGUACAACGACAAUAUGGACGCUUACAAGGAGUAUGAGUUCGCCGAGGGCAACCCCAUGUCCGAAGUGGAGAACCCGUUUGAAAAGGGCAAGGAGUACCUGGCAAAGGGGGAUAUACCUAGCGCAGUUCUUUGUUUCGAGGUGGCGGCCAAAAAGCAACCGGAGCGCGCUGAGGUCUGGCAGCUGCUGGGCACUUCGCAAACAGAGAACGAAAUGGAUCCGCAGGCCAUUGCGGCACUGAAGCGGGCCUAUGAUUUGCAACCGGACAAUCAACAGGUCCUGAUGGCCCUGGCCGCGUGUUACACCAAUGAGGGCCUACAGAACAACGCUGUGCGUAUGCUGUGCAGCUGGCUGGCGGUGCAUCCGAAGUAUCAGCACUUGGUCGCAGCCCAUCCGGAGCUUCAGGCCGAGGGCACAUCGUUGGCCUCCUCGCUGAUUGGUCCGAGUAAGCUGCGCGAUCUGCAACAAAUCUACUUGGAGGCAGUUCGACAGCACCCGGCAGAGGUGGAUGCCAACGUCCAGGAUGCCCUCGGUGUGCUUUACAAUCUCUCCGGGGAGUUCGACAAGGCGGUCGACUGUUACCAGUCCGCACUGCAGGUGGAUCCCCAAAAUGCCAAGACAUGGAACCGCUUGGGCGCCAGUUUGGCCAACGGUUCGCGCUCCGUUGAGGCGGUGGAGGCUUAUCAGCAGGCGCUGCAGCUCCAACCGGGCUUCAUCCGCGUGCGCUACAAUGUGGGCGUAUGUUGCAUGAACCUUAAGGCCUACAAGGAAGCCGUGGAGCACCUACUGACAGCGCUUACCAUGCAGGCGCACACUAACGCCGCCCGUGAGCUGCCCAAUGAGGCGAUGGCGGCCACCUUUAGAGGGCAGAACCAGAUGUCCGAGUCCAUCUGGAGUACCCUGAAGAUGGUCAUUUCACUGAUGGGUCGCAGUGAUCUCCAGAGUCAUGUGAGCGAUCGCAAUCUGGCUGCUCUUAACGAGGCCUUCAAGGAUUAACCAGUCCGCCUGUCAUGCUCUUGUGGUGUCUAAAUUUCACUCUGGUAGUGUAAUCAUUCCCUCUCGGUUCUUAUUUUUUGUAUAAAUUUGUCUAUUUUCUUAAAUUUAAGCAAUUAAAUAACUGUUGGAUAAA
Molecule: messenger RNA, 1904 nt
Organism: Drosophila santomea
Lineage: Eukaryota; Metazoa; Arthropoda; Insecta; Diptera; Drosophilidae
Gene: Pex5
Product: peroxisomal targeting signal 1 receptor
Exons: 1
Coding region: 98-1771 (557 amino acids)
Biological process (GO): protein import into peroxisome matrix, docking
Cellular component (GO): cytosol; peroxisomal membrane
Molecular function (GO): protein binding
Source: RefSeq, a predicted model, not a curated record